Prinia subflava (tawny-flanked prinia) is the source of this 1787-nucleotide messenger RNA. RefSeq names its product nucleophosmin/nucleoplasmin 3 (gene NPM3). Gene Ontology annotation, cellular component: nucleolus; nucleoplasm; cytoplasm. The transcript has 6 exons. Gene Ontology annotation, molecular function: RNA binding; chromatin binding; histone binding. The coding region runs from base 671 to 1087 and encodes 138 amino acids. Gene Ontology annotation, biological process: chromatin remodeling. The record is from RefSeq and is a predicted model, not a curated record. NCBI's taxonomy places the organism in Eukaryota, Metazoa, Chordata, Aves, Passeriformes, Cisticolidae.
CAAGGGGGAGGGAGAGUGAAUGUGAAUGAUCCCCUGCGGGGUCCUAAGGAAUUAGGGAGGUGAGUUACGAGGCGGGCGGUGUGGGGACGAGAGAGACGUAGGAGAGUGAGAGAGAACUGACGGGCAGGAGAGACGCGUCGGGGCAAUAAAUAGGGAGCAGGAGAGAGACGGGGCAGAAAGAGACUUUGGUGAGUAAUGGGGACGGCGUGGAGGCUGGAAAGACACGUGUGGGGCCAGCAGGACCUGUGGGAAGGAGGCGAGGGAGACGCGUGGGUAUGAAGAGACACGUGGAGGGCAUUAUCGUGCCGGGGGGACCACGGUGUGGAGAGACGCGUGUAUGGCCGGGCCUGGGAGGCAACAGGCAAUGCUGGGGGGUCCCGGGGCGGUCUGGGGGGAGCUGCGUGGGGUCUUGGUGUUCUGGCGGCUUUAGAGAACUGGGAUUAAUGGCGCGGUGGGUUGGCAGUCCCGGUUUGCCGGCCUCUCCCGUUCCUCCGGUUAAUCCCCCGCGCUCGCACGUCAGCGUUUCGUGGCGCCCGCCGCAGGGCGCUGGAGCCGCGUCCCUCCUCUCGGGAGGGGUUUCGGCCGCUCCGUGCAAGCCCCGCCACACGUGGCCCUGCGCUGCUCCCAGACACGUGUGCGACCGGCGGAGCUGCAGCUCGCCGGGCCUUUCAUGCACCUGGGGCUUGGUUCUCCCCUCGGCUGUGAGCUGACUGCCAGUACCAAAUCUUAUACAUUUCAGGUGGAUGAAGAAGAUGACUCUGACCACAUUUUAGCACUGUCUGUGGUCUGCCUCACUGAUGGUGCCAAGGACGAGUGCAAUGUGGUGGAAGUUGUUGGGCGAAACCACGAGAACCAAGAGAUUGCUGUGCCUGUGGCCAAUCUGAAGUUGUCAUGCCAGCCCUUGCUGAGUCUGGACAACUUCAAGCUGCAGCCUCCAGUGACCUUUCGCCUGGCAGCGGGCUCUGGCCCAGUGCACCUCUCUGGCUGGCACAGGAUCAUGCACAGGGAAGAGGCUUCCUUAGAGGACGAUGACUUGUCUGAGGAGGAUGAGGAGGAGCUUCCUCCUAUUAAGCCAGCCAAGAAGUAGGAGGAGGAAGCAGUAACUUGGCUGCAGGCAAGGUACUCACUGGGACUUCUCUCACUGGAUGAUUUUUACCUUGGACACCUGUUGCCAGGACCUCAACAUUUGCUGCCUUUUUUUUUUUUUCUUUUUUUCUUUUUUUUUUUUAAAUGCUGUUUUAACAUUUUGGGGAGCAGAGGCUGCUCCCAGCACUGGAGUGUCUCCUUUCACACAGCUCUGGGAGGGUGAUCCCAAAACUGGAUGGAUGCUGCUGGUAUAUCCCCUCUCCCCAGUCCCUGUUCUGGGAGUUGGGGAUGCAGGAGGUGAUCCUUACCCUGUGCCUUUUUGCUGUCCUGGACCUCUGCUCUGUGCACUCCCUUUCCCUGGCUGUGAAAUACUCAGUCCUGGCCCCUUCUCCAGCAGAUGGAUGUAAAGCCAGCUGUGGGACAGGCACUUUCACUGAUUCUAAUGUGUUUGCUCUUGCUUACUCACAGUUUGGUGUGUUUUAUAUACGUGGAACUGUGAAAAUGGGGCCCAGGCUCUGUUCUUGACUGCAAUUACGGUGGGGUGGGAGCUCACAGCCUGAUUUCGGGGAGGUUCUGGGUCAAUCUGCAUUGUAAAGAACUGUUCUUACACUCAAUAAAGAUCUCUCAGGCAUCAGGUCUGAAGAAAGGCCACUGUUGGCUGGCAAAUUCUUCCCAUGCAUGCUUCAGUGGGCCAAGUUUGA